This is a messenger RNA of Solanum dulcamara, 1126 nucleotides long. RefSeq names its product ras-related protein RABA1f. The record is from RefSeq and is a predicted model, not a curated record. Gene Ontology annotation, cellular component: endosome. NCBI's taxonomy places the organism in Eukaryota, Viridiplantae, Streptophyta, Magnoliopsida, Solanales, Solanaceae. Gene Ontology annotation, molecular function: GTPase activity; GTP binding. Bases 105 to 758 code for a protein of 217 amino acids. The transcript has 2 exons.
UAAAUCUCCCUCUCUCUUUUUAAAAAGCAAGCUCUUCAGAUCUCUCUUUCUCUCUGUAUUUUCGUCUUAUCGUACUCUGUGCCAAAACAAAUUCUCUCUGAAAAAUGGGAGCAUACAGAGCCGACGACGAUUAUGAUUACUUGUUCAAGGUUGUGUUGAUUGGUGAUUCCGGUGUCGGAAAAUCUAACCUUCUUUCUAGAUUCAGUCGCAAUGAGUUCAGCCUUGAGUCCAAGUCCACCAUCGGAGUUGAGUUCGCCACUCGAAGCAUUCACGUCGAGGAUAAGGUUGUUAAAGCUCAGAUUUGGGAUACUGCCGGUCAGGAACGAUAUCGAGCAAUCACGAGUGCUUACUAUCGAGGAGCUGUUGGUGCAUUGCUGGUUUAUGAUGUCACUCGUCAUGUAACUUUCGAGAAUGUGGAGAGAUGGUUGAAGGAGCUCAGAGAUCAUACUGACUCAAACAUUGUCAUAAUGCUUGUGGGAAAUAAGGCAGAUUUGCGUCACUUACGGGCUGUUUCCACUGAGGAUGCCAAGGCAUUUGCUGAGAAGGAGAGUACUUUUUUCAUGGAAACAUCUGCUCUGGAAUCCAUGAAUGUGGAAAACGCCUUCACAGAAGUGCUCACUCAAAUAUACCGUGUCGUGAGCAAGAAAGCUCUUGAAGCAGGAGAUGACCCGGCAGCAUUGCCCAAGGGUCAGACCAUUAAUGUUGGAAGCAAGGAUGAUGUUUCAGCAGUAAAGAAAGUUGGAUGCUGUUCUUCUUAAAACACGGAAUGAUCUGGAUGUUGGAAGAAGACGUUCUAUUCCAACUUUUUGAGUUCAAAUUUUCAUGUGGCAGUGGUACUUCUCCUAUUCUGUACAAUGAAUGAAUUUACCACAUGAAUCGUUAGCCGUGAGUGCUCUAGUUUACUGGUGCUCAAGUUUGGGUUUGAGCUCCCCCUUAAGUUCCUCAGCAUUCUUUAUCCUUGUUUCUAUAUUUAUCUUAGUUUAGUGUAUGAUUGUAGUAUAGCUCUCUUGGAUAGGGGUGUAUUUUGAUUGCAAAGAUUGAACCGAGACAUGUUUGAACAGAUAUUGUUCCGGUUGGUACUACGUGCGUUCCACUAAAUUUAUCAAAUCAUUCAUGUUUUAGUUGA